Molecule: messenger RNA, 1302 nt
Organism: Ichthyophthirius multifiliis
Lineage: Eukaryota; Ciliophora; Oligohymenophorea; Hymenostomatida
Exons: 2
Source: RefSeq, a predicted model, not a curated record
AUGAUAAAUGAUCACGAUGAAGAUAGCCAAAAUCAAGUUAAUUCUAAUUUAAAUCAGGAAAUUAUUUCUCCAUUUUCUCCUAAACGAUAAUAAAGUUGGGGAGGAUCUUAUUCUAAAAUAAUAGCCGUAACAUUAAUAAUACUAACAUUAAUUUAAUCUUUGAUCCAAUCUGGAUCUUUUCCUUAUUUAGCGAAAUUACCAUUAGACCACUCUUAUGUUAUUUUGAAUUGGAAAACUGAGCCAAUAACCGAAAUAUACACUAGUAAAUAAGGUUGUAACGAAUAUUUAAUAAACUACAAAUUUCCAGGAACAUAAGAAGGCUGUGACUGUUCUGAUUCUUAAAAUCCCCUAUAUUAAAAUAAAUUAAUUAAAGCAAAAUGCACAGGAUAAUAAAUAUAAGACAAUUGUAAAAAAAUAUACCCUAUAUAAUCCAAAGUAUUUCAUUAUUGGAAUAUUGGAGAGGAAAAAUUUGAAAUGUGUGUUUAAAGGGCAACUGGAUUUAAUUAUAUAAAAUCUGAUUGCAGUUAGAAAGAAGUAAAAUAAUGCGGAGGAACACUAAUGCCGUUUUGUAUUCCUACAAAUUAUAAAUGCCCUUUAAAUUCUGUCCAAUAUGGCCCCAAUUCUCCCAAUGACCAAGGAUAUUAAGUUAUUUAAAAAUUUAUAAAUGGCGAUAUUUUGUUCGCGAGCUAAUAUGCUGAUUCUAAUCUUCCUCUAGUUUUAGGAAUUAUAAGUGAAGGAGACGGAGUAUGCAAAUAUUAUAAAGAAAAGGAUAAUUUAACUGAAAAAAGAGAUGAAUAUUUUCUCUUGAAUAAAUUCAAAAGCGGAUGUAUAGAAGAAAAAGACUAAACAUUCAUCAAAAAUGGAAAAUUUAAUCCAAAUAUAUGCAAAUCUAAUACUAAUUUUGAUUCAAAAUUAAGUGCUAAUAAUCCUGUUAAAAGCAACGUUUUUAUAAAAGGUGCCGAACUCAUGUUUAAAAAUUCUAAUCCUCUUACUGAUUUAUAAUACUAUUUGUAAAAAGGAAAUAAUUUAGAAAAAAAAGUUGGAGAAAUUAAAGAUAAAUAUAAUGCUAAAUCUAUGAACUAACUAGAUAGUAAUUUAAAUAACAAUCCUUAGUUUGAAAUAUAAGAUGAUGAAGAUUAUGGAGAUGCUAAUAAUUUUAAUAUUGAGAAAAAAACUAAUACUAGAAUCGGAGGUGGUUUCAGAAUUCCAAAACCAUAAGAAAAUAAAGAAUAAUAACAGAAAAAUAAUAAAAUGAUCUAAAAUCUAGUAGGAAAUGAUUCAACUAAUAAUAAUAAUAUUUGA